Molecule: messenger RNA, 1515 nt
Organism: Blastocystis hominis
Lineage: Eukaryota; Bigyra; Opalinata; Blastocystidae
Exons: 11
Coding region: 1-1515 (504 amino acids)
Source: RefSeq, a predicted model, not a curated record
AUGCUUAGAGAAGAGAAUCCAACAGAAGAACCGCAAUUAUCCUGUGGAAAAUGCGCUUCCUUGGAAAUGGAUUUGCAGGCGUUACAGAAGCGGAACCGAACGAUCGUUGAGAAUUUUUCACUGUACCGCUCCUCCGUUGACCGCGAGCUCAGCUCCAAAGACAAGGAAAUUGAGAGACUGAACUGCUCUGUCACAGGACAACAAAAAGAGAUCGAAACACAAGGAGCAAGUCCGAUUGAAUUCUUCUCUGUCUUCUCUCCGCGACGAACUGGAGGUCGAAAAGGCGAAGAACUCGCAGAUCAGCUCGCAAUACCUCUCGCUUCAGUUCAAACUCGCUCAAGAAAAGGCGACCAAGACGAUCAAAAGCACCGCAGCCUCGAUCUCCUCCUCGAUCAAAUCGUUCUCGCAGGAUUUAUUCACCCGCAAGACCGAUCUAGCGGUUCUCAACGAAGGCUACUCGCAGUUCGUGGCUCGCUACGAGAACGACAUGCGUCAAAUCGAGUCGGUCGUCAAGGAAAUGGAGACGAAGUAUCAGAAGAUGCUGGAAGACUGGAAGACGAGCGAGGAGGAGCACAAGAAGCACGCUGUCGAGUUAACCGAGGAAAACGAGCGAGUGCGGCAGGAGCGAAACCAGCUGGAAUCGUCGCUUCGAUCCACGAUCCAGACCUUGGAGGCCGCGAACCAAGAGCUCUCCGACGAGCUGGUCAAAGUGCGCGUGGAGUUCAAGGUGUCGGACCAGGAGGAAAACAACGCGCACAUCCAGCGAUUGACCACCAAAAUCGAGCAAUUGGAGAAGGAAAAAUCGGACGCGGAUUCGGCGGCUGCGGCGGCUGCGGAGGCGGCAGCGGAGAGAGAGCGCGGCUUGGCGGAGUCGCUGGCGCGGGAAAGCGAGCGAGCGAAGAGUUUGGAGCAGCAUUUGAUGCAAUUCGAGGACGUGGACGCGUCGAAGCAGCAGGAAGAAGAGCGGAAACGCGUUCUGGAGAAACUGUCCGAAUGGACCGUGGAGGAGCGCCAGUACGACAAUCCGGGGUACGGUCUGGACGACGUGAGCGUGAGCUCGCUGCUGGGCAUGUGGCCAACCGACGAGUCGACGCGCCAGCAAGCCAUCGCGUGGAUGAAUCAGUUCAUGACCCAGGUAGGCGCGGACUUCGCUCUGCAUCGCAGCUCGACAACACGCAGAAGACCGAGUUGGUGCUGGGCGGCCUGCCGUUGGAGCUGUACGAGAGCUUCGUGCAGGUGAUCGUGCCCAUUUUGCAGUCGCGAGAGCGCGCCAAUCUCCAGGUUUUCAAGCGGCAAGCGCUUGUGUAUGGUCGGAGUUGGGCGAGCGUGGGACGUAGAGAUGAAGCUCAGCGCGGGAGAAGCGCCGGCGCAGUCGUCUGUGCUGGAAAACGCGGAGAACACGCCUAUGGCCGAGGCGUCGAUGGCGAUGGCGAUGGCGACGUCGACGUCGACAUCGACGGCGAUGGCGGAGACGGGAGCAGUAGAGAGUGCAGAGCAGAAACCGAAGAAGAGUGA